GCGGCGGCAGCCUGAGAAGGGGGAGGGAAGGAGAGAGAAGCGGGCGGGAUUAUUAUGGGCUGUGGGUGCUGCUGCUGAGCAAGAUGGAGCUGUCUGCAGUGGGGGAGCGAGUGUUCGCGGCCGAAUCCAUCAUCAAGCGGCGGAUCCGAAAGGGGCGCAUCGAGUACCUGGUGAAAUGGAAAGGCUGGGCCAUCAAGUACAGCACUUGGGAACCUGAAGAGAACAUCCUGGACUCCCGACUUAUUGCAGCCUUUGAGCAGAAGGAACGAGAGCGUGAGCUGUAUGGGCCCAAGAAGAGAGGACCCAAGCCUAAAACUUUCCUCCUGAAGGCUCGGGCCCAGGCGGAGGCCCUUCACAUUGGGGAUGUACACUUCUCUGUCAAGCCUGGCUCUAGCACCUCCUCACCCAAGCUGCACUCCAGCGCCGCAGUGCACCGUCUCAAGAAAGACAUCCGGCGAUGCCAUCGCAUGUCCCGGCGCCCCUUGCCCCGCCCAGACCCCCAGAACAGCGGGGGUGUGGGUGGGGGGGCUGGCAUACGUCCUCCAGUCUCACCUUUCUCCGAGACCGUCCGCAUCAUCAACCGCAAGGUGAAGCCUCGUGAGCCCAAACGCAGCCGCAUCAUCCUCAACCUCAAGGUCAUUGACAAGGGUGGAAAGGCCGCAAGUGGAGGAGGAGGCCUGGCCCGGCCAAAGAUCCCCUCACGAAACCGUGUCAUUGGCAAGAGUAAGAAGUUCAGCGAGAGCAUCCUCCGCACCCAGAUCCGCCACAUGAAGUUCGGCACCUUCUCGCUGUACAACAAGCCGUCUGCUGCACCGGCCACAUCUCUGGAGGGCAAGAUGGAGGCAGGGGGCUCACAAGGUGCCUCCUGUGCACUGAUCAUGGGCUCCACCCCUUAUGAUGCCCGCAGCUCCAGCUCCUCAGGCUGCCCCUCUCCUACCCCUCACUCCUCCUCCGACCCAGAUGAUUCUCCCCCAAAGCUGCUUCCCGAGACCCUGAGCCCCGCCAUCCCUGACUGGCGCGAGUCGGAGGUCCUAGACCUGUCGAUCCCACCGGAAUCAGCGGCCACCAGCAAGCGCUCUCCCCCUAGGGGAUGUGCUGGGGGCCAGACACCCUCAUCGUCCCUCUCCUCUUCUGACCCGGAGCAGGAAGCUGGCGACUGGCGCCCCGAGAUGUCCCCCUGCUCCAACGUGGUGGUCACAGAUGUCACCAGCAAUCUCCUGACCGUCACCAUCAAGGAGUUCUGCAACGCAGAGGAUUUCGAGAAGGUGGCAGCGGGUGGAGGAGGCAGCAAGUGAGAAGUUGGCUCCCUGCUUUGGGGGGGUAGGGGAGGCUCUGCUGGAAGAAGUCAUGGUGUGAAUGGCUGUUGUUAGUUUUCUCCUACUCUCCCCCCUCCCCUUCCCCGGUUCUUUUUCUUUCUGCUCGGAGACUGUGGUGGGACUUGGAGGGCAGAGGUGUCUGAAGUUCCCAGAUGUCACAGCUGCGAGGGGUUGGGCUGGGGAAUGAUCAUUUGUCUUCAAAGAACAUGUUGUCAAACUGGUAUGGAGCCUGGACGACAACAGGUUGUGUGUAUGUUGGGGCUGGGUGGGGAAGGAUCCCCCCAUCUUUUCUGAAGAUAUGGAGAAGCUCCUGCUACUGGAGAGAUGGAUAAGGCAUUUGAAAGGGGCUGUGCUCCCCCCACCCCCUCCCCUCUGCCCUGCACUGUGUACACACUCUUCCACUUCUCCAGUUCUUCACCCUGCCUUCUCCCAGGGCAGCUCUGACCCUCUCCUUUCUCUGUGGCAUGGGAUGGCUGUCUCUUAUGAUCCAGCUUCAGUAGCUGUGGCUGUAUCUCUGGGAGAGGGACACUAUCGGGGUGUGUGUGUGGGGGUGGAACAGAAGGUAAAGCAUCAGGGCUAGAACGAGAUUGCAACAGAGCCUGAGUGGGGGGGUUGUACCCCUACAACACAUGCCCCCGGCUCACUUCCUUCUUGCUUUUACUAGUGGUGCUAACUUGGCAGUUGUAUGGGCACUUUGAGACCACCUGGGCCCUUCCUCCUCCCUUCUGCUCCUUCCCUUCCAGAUCUUCCAGUCUGCUCAGCUUUGUUGGGCCUGUCACUUCCAGCCUGGAUCUUCCUCCUCGUGUUCGUCAUUUGCACUUGCUCGGGUCUGAGGCAUGCCGUACCCUUCCUAAGCCUUUUCUAAUGGAAGUGGGAAAGCCACACGUCCGUCCAUCAAUUCAGGAGGAGCAAUGGCUUGGCAUGACAUUACCCCAGCCGGAUGAGGUCAGCAAGUCUUACCUCCCAGGGAAAAUAUAAGCCUCCGUGGCUCCACUGAAUCACUUCACAGGCCUUGUGUGUGCGAAGGAAGAUCUGCUACUCUUCCUGCUCAGUUUCAUCUCUUUCUGGUGGGUGGGUUGGAGAGAGUUCACCACAACCAUUUCCAGGAUCUGAAAUUGCCUCUACAAUUGUCAACCAAAGGUGCUAAGAACCUGUUGUAAGAAUUACCAGGUCUUACAUUUUUUGUGUGUGUGUGUGUGCGCGUGCGUGCCUGCCUGCCUGCCUGCCUCUCCUUCCCCUGCCCCCCACCCCACCCCCAAUUCCUUGGUUUUACAUGUUCAGUGUGAAAUUGGAUCUGGAAUCGCCACCACCCUCUGUAAUUGGAAGCAGGCAAUGAUGUGGCUUUCUCCACUUCCUUGAGACAUGCUCUUAUUGUCCAAGGUGCAAAAGCGCUCUUCUUUGCCAUUCCAUGGCUUGUUUAAUUCUAUGUCAGUGCUGAGCUUUGUGGCUAGAUACCCCUCCCUCACUUCCCCACUCCUCUGUUGCUGAAUCUGUGAAACACUGCGGUGUGGGGAAGAGAGGCUGAUAAAUUCAGUCUAAAUUAGUGUUGCAGUGAGUAUCUGCCUUGAUUCCAUAACCAUGGGGAAAAAUGGGGGGAGGGGGAUGUUGCCUGUUGUGGGAUCCAUAAUUAAUAAAUAUGCCUACAGGUGUGUGCGUACUGGCGGGGAGGAAAGAGGAACUCAGCUCUAAGGACUCUUCUCACACACACACACUGCCACCAAAAUAACUAAAUUGGGUGGAAUUCACCCCUUUUGUGGUUUUGCCUGCAGACACCCUGGAUUUGAAGGGUAUGUCUACACUACAAGCACUACGGCUGCUGCUACGUCACUGUAGCAUAGACACUUGCUACAAUGACAAAGGUGUUUUUCUGUCAGUGUAAAACCACCGCUUCAAGAGGCGGUGCUUGGUUGACAGAAGAAUUCUUUCACUGACCUGGCUGCGCCUACAGUGGGGGUUAGGUUGACCUAACUACAUUGCACAGGGCACAACAUUUUUCACAGCCCUAAGCAAUGUGGCUAGUUCGAUCUAAUUUUUAGGUGUAGACCAGCCUUAAAACUCACCUAUUGCAAAAUAAAUGUCCACACAGAGACUUGCAUCAGAAUUUUAAAAAGGUGUGAAUUCAAACGAGUUUAGUUCCAAUUUGUGUGUAGCCAAUCUGAGAGAUGAUCCCGCAUGUGGUUAGUUGUAUUCCCACACAACCACAACACCCCCCCCCCACCUGCCCAUCUUUUGUGGGUUUUUUAAACAAAACUUUUAAAAUCCAACAGCAUAUUUCAAAACCAGUUACAGGGUGGGGGAGACUUCCCCAUUCAUUCAUCAGUCCAAGGCUUCCUGUAAUUUGUUGGAUAUGUACGUGUGUAUGUGAAUUAAUACCUGCCUGUUGUCUUUGCUUUGUUUUGCAUCUUUCCUUCACCUUGCGCAUGCAGGGUUCUCUUAUUUCAUGGUAACUUAUUCUAAUGGCUGCAGCUUCAGAAACAAGCAGGCUGGGGAAAUGUGGGAGAUCUAUAUUGGGAGAAUAACAAAGAGACUUGUGUUAAAGAGAGAUGAUUUUAAAAAGGAAUUAAUUUAUGAGGCUGCAAGAUAAGAGGAACUAUUUUACAGAGUAGAUGCAUGCCAGCCAGUCACUUUUUUUUUUUUUAGGUUGCUUGGUUACUCUUGGCGUGUAUGUGAUGGCGUUCUUGUUUCGUGGUAAUAAAGUUCAGAAAUAUUUGAAAAGUUUAAGUGGGAGAAAAAAGGGAACUUUAAUAGGAAACUCUUGACAUGUUUUAGCCAAGAAAUGUUCACUUGGCAGAGGUUUCCCUCCCCCCCCCCUGCUGUCUGUUUGGUGUUCCUGGAUUGUUUUCAUAAUGAGGGGUUUUCGCCUUCCUCUGGAGCAUUGGCAGGAGGAUUGCAUGGGGGCUUGGUGACCCUUCUUCCUGGAAUUAUAAAGAGGGGAGAGGAGCACUGGGCUUUGGAGGAACUCGUAUCAUAGAUCAUCUCUCUGUAGGAAGGAAGUGCAAUCCAGACAGGGCAAGUAGCUUGACUGCUUGUGUCACCACCCUCCUGGGUGGGUCACCUGUGGGGAUUGAACCCUGAACCUCUGGAUCUAAAAGCAUGAGUCUCUAUUGCUUGAGCUUAAAGACCAGGCAGUAGUAGUCUCAUAAAUCUUUGUGUGGUCCAGCCACUAGAGGCUGACAAAACUCCACACUGGUAUGAAUGUGGGUUACGCUCACCUUCCAUCUCCGAUUUAUUUUUUCCUCCCUCCCUACAGGAAGAUAAAAGGGAGGUCCCAUCCAUGCUUUCAGAGAGGGCAUAGGGUUGGGGGGAGUAUUCAAAAGCAUUCCCCCCAAACCAGGGAAACAGUCUGUGUCUGUGCCAUGUUUAUUCUCUUGUUGUUGUGUUUUUAGAGGAGAUUUUAUGAUGGAAAGUGGAAAAAGUGAAAUGAAUAGUUUUGCAAAAAAAAAAAAAAAAAAGAAAGAAAAGAAAAGAAAAAAGAGAAGUUUUUAAAAAAUGAAAUUUCUAUAGUGGGAGAGAGAGUUUAAAAAUGAAUAAUAAAUGCAGUGAUUGCACAAACUGUAGUGGUAUUAGAUGGUUCUUAGAGAAGAGAGUAUUUUGUAGUGUUGAAGUGUGUGUCUGGGAUGGUAUUUGGCUCAUUGAACUGGAGGAGGGUGUCCUUGGGGUAACCAGCAAUUUCUGAUUUGAAGAGGCAAGUCCUUUUUUGGAGAAAACCCAUAUAAUUUACCCUUCUCUUUCCCACCUGCCCAAGUGUUGGAGGGAGUUCCAUCCAACAGCAUUACCAUUCCCCUUCCCCACCCCCUCUCCAGAAAUUAGAUGGAGGCUCUGUAUUUUUCUCCCCUUCACAGGUACAGUGGUGCCAAAGUUGUUGCAGAAUGGUAAAUCCUGACCUGAUGGGGUCUGGGCCAGGCUGGUAAAAUGGAAAUGGCAUGUGAGUGGAGCUGCUGAGAUCUCAGAUUGGCUUGCACCUUUCUUGCCAGAUAACCACCCCAAGAGCGGAAUAAAUGCUCACUUAGAACAAGGCAGAGCUCCCUUCCUUGUCUUAUUAUCAGCUCACUGAUUUCAAUGCUUAGUGGAAAUGGCAUUUUAAAUACAGAAUUUGCCACAGCAGAACCCGAUGUAGCCCAGUCUAGUUUGGUGUCCCACCUCUGGCAAUGGCCACUACCAGAUCUUCAGGGGAAGGCAGAAACCCCCCCGUGUACCUGAAGUUUCGGACAAGUGGGGAGCACCCUCUCCUUGGGAAGGCUGGGGUGUAUCAAGUGCAUGUUGGGGUAAGAGCCAGGGUGGCAUCGAUGAGUUUUUACUAGAGCAGGAUUGUAUUCUUCUGGACUGGGGGGGUGUGACUGUCCCAUAGUGGUGGAGGGAGCUUUCCCAGCCAAGGCUGCACUGUCUCUUUGCUGCAUAUUGUUCAUCUGCUGUGUUGCGGUGAUUGUAGGAAAGAGGAUGGGAACCGGACGUUGGGUCUGAAUGUAAUAAGUUACUAGAUAUGGGACUCUAAGAUGUCUGUCCUCUGUGCAUUUUGAGUAAAAAAAACAAAACAAAACUAUAUUUCCUCUUCUCUGGGCUGUUCUUGGGAACUCAUUUUCUCCACUCUUUACCCCUGAGCUCUGACAGUGCUCCUCUGUCCUGACCUACAGCUUCAGUCCUGAACUGAGCAUAUAUACUAAUCUCCUGUCUUUGCCCAGCACGCCAUUCUGGUCUUACUGAAUGAAGCUAGCAUAUGGGCAUGGAGCUGACAAGGAUACAAAGCCUUUGCAGGGAUGGGAGGAUGUAUGUAGGCCCAGUGGGGAGUUCUGCCUUCUAAUCUUAGGUGAGCCACUGUUGUGUAUUUUCAGGGGGUGGGGGAGUGUCUCUGCAUCUCUUGUACUUCAGUCACCCCUCUCCUCCCACACCAACUGGGAUGGAGGUAAGGUACCUUACCUCCUUUACCAAAUGGGUACUGUCCGAGCUGAGUCUUCCUGGGGAGUUAAAUCCCCUUCCUCGCCUCUGCUGUUAAGGAAAGUUUCAGGCGCUUUGCAAUAUUCCCAACAGUCAGUCUAACUUCCUUCAUGGACCUGACAGCAGUGCGGAUGGAGAGUGGGAACUCCCUGUGGAUAUCCAAGCUAAAGUACAGGUUGGGGUGGGGAGCAGGGAGUCAUUUCCCGCACUCCCGCCCUCCACACCACAUCAACAGUGGCAUCUGUGGAUGUGGUAUGGGCGGGGAGGAGAAGGUAGUGUAGCCAACUGGGGUGACUCUUCUCGCCAGCGGGUGUGGGAUUCCAGUUCCAUAGCCAGGGCUUGGCCAGGGAGGUGUAACAAACCAAGAAUGGGUGUCUGGCUAAGUGCUCCAUGUCCUUUUGGAGGAGUGCUUGUCCGUCCCCCACCCCUGCACCUCUAACUCUGAGGCUUUGCACUGUUUGGCCUGAUGUAUCCUUUGCUCCAGUGUUGCUUGCUUUGCUGCUUUCUGGAUUGCCCAAUAAUCAUGCAAGAGCUGGGAUCUUAUUUACUUUUUAUAUGAAAAAAAUAUAUUUAUAAAAGCAUCCCCCACAUAAUCCGUCCCAAUCCUUGUAUCAAACGCAUCAUAGUUCAGAGGGUUGCUCUUGGGGCUGGGAGCUAGGCAUUCCUGGGUUCUUGGAUUUCCUGUGACCUUGUGCAAGUUUCUUCUCUGCCCUUUGCCUCCAUUCCGCUGUCUGUACCAUGGGGACAAUGCCCAGAGGAUGCUGGGAGGCUAAAUUUAGUAAUGUGCGUAUAGAGCUAUAGAAGGGCUGAGUAUUGCUUCAUAACCAACUCAUUUCUUCCCAGAUAUUUUAUAAAUUCAUUGCAUUGUCACUCUGGCUUUGAACGAGGGAGCGUUUUGGCCCUCCUUCAAAAGUCCAAUGUGUACAUUUCUGAGGAGCAGAAUCUCUCAUCUCCUCUUCCCCACCCUUAUUUUUCCAUUUGCUACUUAACCUCCCCACGUCAGUUAUCCAACAUCAGAUCUGGGCAUCCCUGCUGCUCCUAGUCGCCCCCUCCCCCACAGUGAGGCAGUUGUGUUGACACUAUGUGGUCAUAUAUGCGCUCAUUAUAACAUGCUAUACACUUCCAGGGUUGAGAUAGCCCUCAUUGGUUUACAAGAAGUGGGGACUUCCUGGUUCCUUCUCUCUCUUCCCUCCCCCACCCCCCCCAACAUCUCAGUCAGGUAACAAAGGAAGAUACCAGUUUUUCUAGGGUUGUACCUCUAGCAGUUCUUCUGUCCUUCCCACCUUCUGCUGCCUAGCACAGGAUGAAACCCUACAAGACCGUCCAAAGUUCUGUCUUUGAUCUAGAACUGCAUCCAAGACAUGCUUCCACCCAAACAGGAUACCUCCAUCUGUUAGGGAUGUUCCUCUCAUGUCCCUCAAGGGGGUGCUGUCUGGGAUCUUCUGCACAGACAGCAUGUUCCGUCUGGGGGGUGAAGUGCUCCACUUUUGCCCUCUCUGGCCAAUCUAAAACUGCUGUGGGGAAGAGGGUAUUGAGAUAUGGCUGCAACUGGGGAAAUAGUGUGAAAAAGGUAGAGGAAAGAGACAGGGUGAUACCCCAAAGGAGAGCGUCGGUAAGAGAAAUCAGAGUAAUGUGAUCUUAAAUAUUGGCAGUGGUGGGUGAUUCAAGAGAGAUUAAUUUGAUGGGGGGCAAUGGCAGGUUAAGUAGUUUAAACAUUAAUCCCUGUGUUAACUAAAACCCCAUGAUGCCCCGAUUCAGCAAAGCAUUGAAGCACAUGCUUAAAUCCAUCCCUGUUCAGCAAAGCACUUAAAGCAUGCACAAAACUUUAAAGCGGGUGGUUAUGGAUCUAAGUACUUUUCUGAAUUGGGGCCUCCUACAGGAAAUGUAUCUUUAUAAAUCCAAGUAAAUUUUCCCCAUUAUUGCAGUUUUCUUCUUUGCACUUCUGCUAUGAUAGUGAAAAUAGCUUGGUCAGUAUCACUUCCUGGUUCCCCGGGAGUAGCCCUGACUCUUCGCAGGUGGGUUUCCUUGUUGUGGGGGGAGGAAACUUCAUUCAAGUUCUGAAAAUAAAUAAAUAAAAUCUACGAUUAUAAUUUUUUAAAUCUAAAUUUUGGAGCUAAACUACAUGCCAUGCCCCUCUUCCCCUUUAACAGUACAGGAUUCUCAUUUUUUAAACAAAAUGUUGGGUGGAAAAUUGCAAGGUGGUGGUGGGAAAUUUGGGCUUGCCCAUCUGCCUCUUCCCUCCACCUCCCCAGGUGCCAAGCUGAGACCCAAAUCCUGCAGACUUACGCAAGUACUUAACUUUAAGCAGGCGAGUAGUUUCCCUGAGGUCUAAAGGUACUUGGGUGCUUCAAGCUAAGCAUGUGCAUAAGUCUUUGCAGGAUCAGGGCCUUAUUCUUUAUCCCAGAGAGAGAUUUUAAUGUAAUUUCUAUAAUGGUGAUGGUCCUGAUGCAACCCAUGUACCCUCCCUACCCACCCCACACUUGGCAUACAGGGUAUGGCUACCCUCUAAGCUGGUUGUGUGAUCCCAGCUCGAGGAGACAUUCGCACUACUUCUUAUUGAGCUAACGCACUAAAAACAGAGUGUAACUGUGGCAGUGCGAACUGCGGGACAGGCUAGCCGCUCUGGGGUCUCAGACGGGCAUGUACUCGGGGCAACUAGCCCAUCCUGCGGCUUGUGCCACGAUGGCUGCAUUCUAUUUUUAGUAUGCAAGCUCAGUGAGAGCUGGUGUAAGUAUGUCCCCUCAAGCUGGGAAUCACACACCCGGAGCCAACUGGAGACAUACCCAGAGAGGGGAGGUGGUGACUCUUUUUUAAUUUAAAAUAAACCUAAAUAUCUUGUAACUUUUUUAUUUUGAAAAAUGCAUUUAAUUAAAGAAUCAUGCACGAAUGAAUUGUAUAUCUAUAUAUUUUUUUGUCUUGUAAUUUUCAUUUUUAAAUAUAGUGUUUGCGUUUGUUUAUUUUAAUCCAGUUCCCAGCUGGCUAAACUCUGUCUAGAGUGGAUGGAUGGGAUGCGGGGUGGGGCGAUAGGAUCCCCCUCCCAUUGGCAUUUCCAGCGGAAAAAUGGUUUGCUCUGGGUUUGGGGGCGGUUUGUGCUAAUUACUCUUGUAUUCUUGUACAUUUUGUUCUUUCUGCUGCUCUUGAGUAUUGUAUCGAUGCCAGAAAUGGGGAGUUAAAGAAAAUUAUUAACCCCAAUAAAUUGUUACAUUCCAAAA
Trachemys scripta elegans is the source of this 9460-nucleotide messenger RNA. It is a transcript of the gene CBX6, whose product is annotated as chromobox 6. The transcript is spliced from 5 exons. NCBI's taxonomy places the organism in Eukaryota, Metazoa, Chordata, Testudines, Emydidae. The record is from RefSeq and is a predicted model, not a curated record. Bases 84 to 1295 code for a protein of 403 amino acids.